AUGUCGCUGGAUUACGUGACCCUCAUUUCCUCAGACAAUCACAGAUUCGUAGUGCUCAAAGACGUGGCACUGAUUUCGCCGGUGCUCCGAAACUCCGAGGAGUUCCGUGAAGGUGAAACGGGCCAGAUCAUUCUCGACAUAGACGCGGAGAUUCUAGAGGUGGUGGUGGAGUAUCUCCAUUAUUCGCACAAGUAUAAAGACCAAGUGGACGCAUCUGUGGUUCCAGAGUUCAAGAUUCCGACGCAAUUGGCCUUGGAGUUGUUGGUCAAGGCGGACUUUUUAGAUCUUUAG
Australozyma saopauloensis is the source of this 291-nucleotide messenger RNA. It is a transcript of the gene ELC1, whose product is annotated as elongin C. Gene Ontology annotation, molecular function: protein-macromolecule adaptor activity. Gene Ontology annotation, cellular component: elongin complex. The coding region runs from base 1 to 291 and encodes 96 amino acids. The transcript has a single exon. Gene Ontology annotation, biological process: ubiquitin-dependent protein catabolic process. NCBI's taxonomy places the organism in Eukaryota, Fungi, Ascomycota, Pichiomycetes, Serinales, Metschnikowiaceae. The record is from RefSeq and is a predicted model, not a curated record.